UCAGUAUAUAAGCACCAGUCAGGUCUAAUUUGGGUGCUUUAUGCCCUCUCUGAGUCCAUUGACAUAGCACCUAACAAACGAAGCUUCAGAUAGUUCAGGAUUUUCAUCCUGGACAUCAGCCAUCAGUCCUUCAAUUUUUAGGUCAAUAGCCAUGGGAGGAAAACCUUUUUGUCAGCUCAGAACAGAAUUCAGUCCAUGACAACAGUUUCUCUAACAGUCCUGACCUUCUUAAACACACGUCAGCCUCUCCUGCAAUAUAAAGUUGAGCUAGAGACAGCUUAUAUUCUUCAGGUGCAGCAGCCAUCUGCAAAUAUUUGUCACAUUGUCGAAUCCAUCCCACUGGAUCCGUCCCCUCAAACCUGGGAAAAUCCACCUUAGGCCCUUUUGUGAUGGGUUUCAUGAACCGGGCUUUCAAUUCCUGUUCAUAUGUUUUCAAAUAUCUCUGUGUUGAUUGAACUGGCUACAUGCUGGAGUAUAAGCUUGUGCUGGGACUGGUUCUGGGGAGUGUGUUCAUUUCCACUUUCUGGUGCCUGCUGUGUACGCAUGCCAGGAGGUACAUAUGGUCUGGUGAUCCUGAUAGGUGGUAAAUUAUCACACUGCCUGUUGUAUGCCUUCUCCAUUUCCAGUUGUUUUCAAAGAAGAUCAGUUCUAGCAUUUUGAUGUUCUACUUGAGCCUGCUGUAGUAUAGGUGACUUGAUGUGCUCUGUUUCACCUACUACUGGUUGUUCUUCAGGUGCAUCACGAGAACAUUGGGGUUGCAUAGAUUUAAGCACUGUACUCAUAGCGGCGGGGCGCCAUCGAUUUUGUAGGGGAUUUGUAUGUGUAUUGUUCUAACAUAAUGGCAGAAAUGGGGAAUCAAAUCAUCAACACAACCUGGCUUACAUAGGGAGGGUUUAACCUUCAGAUAAGUGGUGGUAAACAUGAUUUUCUUUUUGACGGGUGCGGUAAACAGGAUUAACAACAACUGGAUGGUAAACGGUAAAAAGGAGGAUAUCGGCCGCCGAGCGACUGUAACUCGGGCAAGGAGCGAUGGCAGUCGUCUGAAGAUAUGUGACACUUGGUCAGUUACACACGGUCGAGGUCGUAGGCAGGUGUGUCAUGUGACUGGUCAGGAACGCCGCCUCAUGUGUCAUGCUGAUCUGCACCAGGCUCUCCUGGAUGGCGCGCAUGGUCGCCUCCGUCGUCGUCACAGCCGCCCCAUCACCUCCUACCAAAUCAAGCAGGGGAAAUAAAAAUGGUGGGUGUAACAACCCGUUGCCACAACAAUCGCCAGACGUGAUUAGAGAAGGAUAGAGGGUCGUGAUUAGAGAAAUAGGGGAUCAAGAGGGGGAAUAAAAAUGGCGGGUGUAACAACCCGUUGCCACAACGAUGGCCAGACGUGUGAAGGAUAAGAGAAAUAGGGGAUCGAGACGAAAGGUAGAGGGCAGGAGCAGGACAGAGGAAGAAGAUGGCUUCAGUUUUCGUUUCUGUGCGAGGCACUAGCAAAACGGGCCCGUGAUGAGCGAGGACGAGUUUCGGGAAUCCUGGCCCAUAUCAAAGUACCUUCCGUUUCCGUGAGAGGUCAGUAAUCCUACUUUACCCUUCCGCCGGCGCCGACGCAAUUUGCUCCCGCGCCGUGUUCGAUUCGAAUCGGGAAUCCAUACUCGCUCUCGCGAGAUCCAAACCCAUAUUUCUCGACCCUAGGUCUCGUCGAACCAUUGCUCAAUCGGGUGAUGUCGAUGCAGCGGGAAAGUCGUCGCCUGCAAAUCCAACCCCAUGAUGGACCAGCUGAUUCAACGCUUCACAGAAAGGACUCAACCUGCACACAAGACCAUUGUUCCCAAGGUGGUGAACCGCAAUGCCCUGGGCCACAUCUUCCAGAGAAAAUUUCUUCUGCGGUGACACAGUUAUCUCCAUCCUUAUUUGUUUUGCACUUCUAUAUAACAGAGAUUGAUGGAUAUCUGGUGUCAUAUAUUCUCCCUACUGCCAAUGCAAGAUGCUGCUCGAGCUGCCUGCGUGUCUCAUGCAUUUAAACGUUCUUGGAGAUGCUAUCCAAACCUUGCUUUCAACGCGAAAGCACUGGGCAUGGAUGAAAGAUCAUGUGGAGAGGAUGGAAAUAGUAAGCAAUUUCACCAGCAGAGUUGACAACAUUUUGAAAAAUCACUCAUGCAUUGCCAUCAAACACUCGAGAUUGUUUUCCGUUAUUAUGAUGACAAGGUAUGUAACCUUGAUGGCUGGCUUCAGACUGCUAUUACACCAGGGAUUGAAGAACUCACUGUUCAGCUAUCUACAAAGUCACGAAAGCAUUAUAACUUUCCGUGGUCACUUUUGGCUAAUGAGAAUGGAAAAUUGAUUCAGUAUCUAAAGCUUUCUUGUUGUGCUUUCUCUCCCACUGUCGGGCUGUGCUUGAAAAGUUUGUCAAGACUUGAGCUAUUUGAUGUUAAUAUUACGAGGGAUCAGAUGGGGUCCCUUCUUCACAAUUUUUUUGCUUUGCAACGGAUGCAACUCAAGAAUUGCAAUAACAUAACUUGCUUAAAGAUACCAUUUAAUCUGCAACAGCUCAAAUACCUGGAAGUGUUUCACUGCAGCAGCCUGCAGGUUAUAGAGAUAGAAGCUCCAAUCUUAUCUAAUUUUGGAUUUAUGGGUCUCCGCCAAGUACAACUAUCACUUGGAGUAGCAUUGCAAUUCAAGAAGUUUGACAUGUCCUUCCCCGGUGUUGUCAGUUAUGCAUGCACUAAUCUUUUGUCCAACUUGCAAUAUGUUGAAGCUCUUUCUCUAUGUUCACGUCGUGAGAUAAUUGAUACACCAGUGUUACCUAGCAAAUUCUUACAUCUCAAGCACUUGAGUGUUGAUCUUAAUGCAAUGACAUUUUCCCCGACCUACGACUAUUAUUCUCUAAUAUCCCUUUUUGAUGCUUCUCCUUCCUUGGAGACCCUUGUCCUGAAUGUGUUGCAGAGAAAGAUGUUGCACGAAUCAAUCGUCAGAGAUACAUCAAAUUUGAGGCAGAUACCAGGACACCGCCAUGAUAGGCUUAAGACAGUGAAGAUCAUUGGUUUCUCCUCUGCGAAGAGCGUAGUAGAGCUAACAUGCCAUGUCAUUGAGAAUACAACGUCACUUAAGUGCCUUACAUUGGACACCACAACAAGACAUCCUUGGCAUAGCUGUUUGACCAACUAUAGUGGAAAGUGCUUGCAGUUGCGCGCUGAUUUUCUGGUGGAAGUUGGUAAAGGGCUCUUGGCUAUCAGGACAUAUGUUGAGCCAAAAGUUCCCUUCGGAGUCGAGCUAAAUGUUGUGGAGCCUUGCCGCCGAUGCCAUGAUCUUGAACCGCUGUCAUGAUCUCGAACUUCAUAUGCAAGUUAUCAUAAGU
This is a messenger RNA of Triticum urartu, 3346 nucleotides long. NCBI's taxonomy places the organism in Eukaryota, Viridiplantae, Streptophyta, Magnoliopsida, Poales, Poaceae. The record is from RefSeq and is a predicted model, not a curated record.